UGCAGCCACGAUGAUCCAGAAUGUGGGAAGUCACCUGCGGAGGGGCUUUGCCUCUGUGUUCUCGAGCCGCACGUCCCGGAAGUCAGCCUCCCGUGCAGAGGACGACGGCGCCAUGGCGGAUGGCGAGGGGUACCGGAACCCCACAGAAGUGCAGAUGAGCCAGCUGGUGCUGCCCUGCCACACCAACCAGCGCGGCGACCUGAGCGUCGGGCAGCUGCUCAAGUGGAUCGACACCACGGCCUGCCUGUCCGCGGAGAGGCACGCUGGCUGCCCCUGCGUCACGGCCUCCAUGGACGACAUCUAUUUUGAGCACACCAUUAGUGUUGGACAAGUGGUGAAUAUCAAGGCCAAGGUGAACCGGGCCUUCAACUCCAGCAUGGAGGUGGGCAUCCAGGUGACCUCCGAGGACCUGUGCUCUGAGAAGCAGUGGAAUGUGUGCAAGGCCUUGGCCACCUUUGUGGCCCACCGGGAGAUCUCCAAGGUGAAGCUGAAGCAGAUCAUACCACGGACAGAGGAGGAGAAGACCGAGCACAGUGUGGCAGCCGAGCGCCGGCGCAUGCGCCUGGUCUAUGCGGACACCAUCAAGGACCUCCUGGCCAACUGUGCCAUUCAGGACGAUCUGGAGAGCAGAGACUGCAGCCGCAUGGUGCCAGCAGAGAAGACCCGCGUGGAGAGCGUGGAGCUGGUCCUGCCUCCCCAUGCCAAUCACCAGGGCAACACUUUCGGGGGCCAGAUCAUGGCCUGGAUGGAGAACGUGGCCACCAUUGCAGCCAGCCGGCUCUGCCGUGCCCACCCCACACUGAAGGCCAUCGAGAUGUUCCACUUCCGAGGCCCAUCCCAGGUCGGGGACCGUCUGGUGCUCAAGGCUAUCGUGAACAACGCAUUCAAGCACAGCAUGGAGGUGGGUGUGUGUGUGGACGCCUAUCGCCAGGAGGCAGAGACCCACCGGCGGCACAUCAACAGCGCCUUCAUGACCUUUGUGGUCCUGGACGCAGACGACCAGCCCCAGUUGCUACCCUGGAUCCGGCCCCAGCCUGGGGACGGCGAGCGGCGGUACCGAGAGGCCAGUGCCAGGAAGAAGAUCCGCCUGGACAGGAAGUACAUCGUGUCCUGUAAGCAGACAGAGGUGCCCCUCUCUGUCCCCUGGGACCCUAGCAACCAGGUGUACCUGAGCUACAACAACGUCUCCUCCCUGAAGAUGCUCGUGACCAAGGACAACUGGGUGCUGUCCUCAGAGACCAAUCAGGUCCGCCUGUACACUCUGGAGGAUGACAAGUUCCUCUCCUUCCACAUGGAGAUGGUGGUGCAUGUGGAUGCGGCCCAGGCCUUCCAGCUGCUCUCUGACCUGUCUCAGAGGCCGGGGUGGGACAAGCACUACCGGAGCGCAGAGCUGUUGCAGCAGGUGGACGAGGACGAUGCCAUCUACCAUGUCAUCAGCCCUGCCCUUGGUGGCGAAGCCAAGCCCCAGGACUUCGUGAUCCUGGCCUCACGGCGGAAGCCUUGUGACAGCGGGGACCCCUAUGUCAUUGCUCUGAGAUCGGUCACGCUGCCCACACACCGAGAGACACCGGAGUACAGACGUGGGGAGACGCUCUGCUCGGGCUUCUGUCUCUGGCGUGAGGGGGACCAGCUAACCAAGGUGUCCUACUACAACCAGGCCACCCCAGGCCUUCUCAACUAUGUGACCACCAACGUGGUUGGCCUCUCCUCCGAGUUCUACACCACCUUCAAGGCGUGCGAGAAGUUCCUCCUGGACAACCGGAAUGAUCUGGCCCCCAGCCUGCAGACCCUCUAGGUGCCCUCAGUGGCCACAGCACACCCACCCCCACUCCACGCUGCCCCCAAGGAUGCACCUGCAGCUCAUGGAGGAAGGCAGAGGCAUCUAUUCUUCCCUGCCUCCCCCAUGGGAAGCCUUCACCCAGAGGCCCCCGGGCCCACCACCACUGGGUGCUCAGUUCCUGCCAGCAUCUGCCAGCAAGUCCUCGCGGCAGCCCUGGGGCAGCCUGUAGUAGACUCGGGUCCUGUCCACGGCCCUUGCUGCCAGCAGCGCUGCCUUCACAGAGGCGUAGUUACCCCCGGCAGAGCUGUGCUCCACUGUGACCGUGGCCCGGGGAGAGGCUGCCAGCAGCCUGGCCACUGCUCCAGCUGUGCUCUGGCCCAAUGGCCUGGCCUGCAGCUGGAAGGACACAGGUUGCCAGAGCCCCUGGCACAGCUCCAGCAUAUCCGUAAGCAGCUGUUCCCUGUAGCCACUGCCCAGCACCUCUGCAGGCCAGCCUGGUGCCACGGUCACGUGGGGGAAGACCUCCGCCACAGCUGUAAGCAACUCUCUGCCGUCCACGUGGCCAGGGACCACAAAACUCCCAUGGGAGAUAGUGGCCCCAACCCACACAGGCCGAGGCAGGAAGCCAAGGGCGGAGAGGCGUGCUAGCAAGGCCAGGGAUGGCCGGAGGGCUGUAGGCUCUGCAAUUUGCAGAUGGACGCCCCAGCGUCCGGGGUGUGUGGCCAGCUGCAGCAGGCACGACUCCAGCAUCAGGACAGGGCCACCUGGGGCAUGGACGAUGGGCACGGGGUCCUCGGCUGCGGUUCCCUGGAGGCCAACGUUCAGCAGGAUCAUGCCUGCUCUGUCUGGAAGAGGUACAGAGGCAACAGUGUCUAGGGUUUGGGUGUCAAAGUCCCUUGUUAAAGGGGCAGUGGAGGACUCUGGGGACAGCCAAGAACAAGGAGUUGGUGCCUUGCCGCUCCGGAAUCUGUCCACCCAGUUCUAGGCUCCAGGUGGAAGGGUGGCUUUAUAAAUGUGCCUGGUGCGUGAGAAACUUCUAGUUUGACUCUUGGCCUUCACCUGUGCCUCAGCCCUGGGGCCUGUGCCCGCCUUGUCUGCAGCAAAAUGUGGCUGAGGACUGACGGGUCCUGGCCUGAAGGCCAAGAGGCCUCUGGACACCACUGUUCUCUCCCUCUCCCAGGCCCACCUUGUAUCCAGGCUGGUGUGAAUAGACCCAUGUUGCCAUGGUAACAG
Messenger RNA from Propithecus coquereli (Coquerel's sifaka), 3013 nucleotides. It is a transcript of the gene ACOT11, whose product is annotated as acyl-CoA thioesterase 11. Gene Ontology annotation, cellular component: extracellular exosome. Gene Ontology annotation, molecular function: lipid binding; thiolester hydrolase activity. The coding region runs from base 11 to 1795 and encodes 594 amino acids. The transcript is spliced from 16 exons. The record is from RefSeq and is a predicted model, not a curated record. NCBI's taxonomy places the organism in Eukaryota, Metazoa, Chordata, Mammalia, Primates, Indriidae.